Molecule: messenger RNA, 4628 nt
Organism: Schistosoma rodhaini
Lineage: Eukaryota; Metazoa; Platyhelminthes; Trematoda; Strigeidida; Schistosomatidae
Source: the annotation of a GenBank genome assembly
UGGGGAAUUAUUUACAGCUACAAACACAUACCACUGCAACCGGCACGUUCUGAAUUUUCCACAACAAGGCUGGACUCUGGAUUUUGUUCCAUAGUUACUAAAGAAAUGUGGUUUGAAGAUUCGUUUGGCUGCAGCACUAUUUGAAAAGUCUUCGUUUCGCGGGGAAGUUGAUAUCGUUUUAAUGUCCAUAACUAAGGGACCUGUCAAUGUUCAUAAGAAGGGGUUAACUUCAGCAGUUUAUGAUAUUCAUGGACGCUGUAUAGUUACUGGUGGAUCAGAUGGGAAAAUCAAAGUCUUUGAGUCGCUUGAUGACGCUUGCCCUGUUGAACACAUCGUUGGAGAAAAAAUCAAUGCUAUUGCUUGCCGAUAUGAAAACGUCAUUGUUGCUACUGAGGGAACUUACGUCCACAUUCUUCAGAUGGAAGAUGGUCUUCCUGACGGUGUAGCUACCCGCUUUACUGCAGAAGUCAAUCAUUUAGCUAUGAACAAAGACCUUAGUAAGAUAGCUUUGUGCAGUAGUGAUUUCUCGGUCAAGGUUGUAGAUCUUUCGGGCCAUGAUAGCGACCGGGAAUUGGUUUUCAAUGGACAUCAAGGAGCUGUCCUGAGUGUGGCUUUUGACCCUCUCGAUGUAUUUAUAGCUUCUGCUUCAUGUGAUGGUAGUGUCCGUCUCUGGGAUCUAGUGAUUGGGAAGGAAACAAAGUGUAUUUCUACGCUUGUGAAAUGCAACGAUCCUCUCUUUGCUCCAAGUUACUGUAGAUUAUGCUGGGAGAGCACAGUUGGGAAGUUUUUACUUGUGCCGGUUGAUAAAGAAAUCAGAAUGUUUGAACGAGUGUGUUGGAGUUUACUUUGCUCCCUAUCCUGCCCUUCAGUCACUCAAGCAUACAAUAUAUGCGCUUCUUCACGGGAUGGCAACCUUAUUUCAGCUGGGUCUUUAGAUGGGUGGAUUAUUGUUUGGCGUGUUGAAGACAGACAACCAAUUCAUCGUAUUCGUGAUCCGUCUCAUAGUCGGAUUUGUAGCUUAUUUUGGCAUCCUCUCGACAAAAAUCUCCUAUUCGCAAACGAAAAUGGAUCUGUGGGACUUGUCCACGCUCCAGACCACCAGCCUUCUAGAGAUCCAUUAUCUCCGAAUAGAAUAGCUCAGUUAAUGGGUUGUGAUGAAGAUGGUGAUACUGCAGAUCUCUUAAGUGUGGCUGCAGCUCAGGCGGAAUCUAGCAGACUUUUAACUGACGACAAUGUCAUCCCCCACUCAAACGAGGAUGAUAGUAGUUCUGAUUCCAUUGAUUUAUCUCGAAUCAAAUCUGAUUACAUGUCACUCAAUGAUGAAGCUGAGGAGAAACAAGCUCCUACAGAAGUAGAAAUCAAAGCGACUGUUCCUAUUAUAGAAGAUAAUAUUUGCCCAAAAAAGGAUAACGUCACAACCCAAUCUUUGCAGAAGGCUUUCCAGUCAGGUGCAACACCACUUGGUUUUCGCGAACGCUUCAUGGUAUGGAAUAGAAUCGGUAUCGUGACACAGUUCAGGGACACAGGUGAAUAUCAGGCAGAGGAUGAUGCUUCAAAUCAGUCUUCUGGAGGGAGUAUAGAAGUAGAAUUUCAUGAUAAUAGUUUACAUCAUAGUUUGCGGUUAUCCAAUAGUUCGGGCUAUUCUAUGGCAGAUCUAAGUCUAACUGCCUUGUUGCUAGCAUCUAAAGGUUCAGACGACCCCAAUCUGGAUGAUUUGAAUGAUGAUGCGCAAAAUGAAUUAUAUGACCUUAGUCGCAUCGCCAUAUUACCACUCGAUGUUGGCAGUUCAAACAUCGGAGAUACCUCUGCAGAAUGGACUACAACUCUUCCACCUGGCGAAUUAUGUGAUGCAGUAUGCUUAGUUACUGAAGAGGGUAAUGAUAGGACUGAAAGUCCUGGUUAUGCUGUUGUCGCUACCUCAAAGCGCUUGCUGCGCAUUUUUACUCAACCUUCCCCUUCUUCAUCCGUGGCUCAUUCGAAUAAUUUACAUCUGCUUCAGAUAAAUAAGCUAGGUUUGCCACCCAUUAGUCUCUCUGGUCACCACACUGUUGUCUUAGCAAGUCAUCCUAGUAAUCCUAUUUUGGCUGUGGUAACUUGUAAUGUAGUUGGAGAAUUAGAAUGGAGAGUGUUUUACUUGGGAGGAAUUAUGCUCGGAUCCAACCGGACUGCAGCUCCAUUAUGGAUGAAAAGUUCCUUAUCUAUCUGGCAACAUUUGCCACUUAGUCCUCCGUUAAAACAUAAUACCUCCCUUGACACUUCAGUAGUUCGCUUAACUUGGUUUGGGUUCUCUGAUAUUGGAGGAUUGUUUACAUAUGACUCUAAUGGAGUCGUACGACGACUUAUUCAUGGCCGUUCCCAAAGACACCCUGAAUUUCAUUGGGUUCCUAUAUGUGAUACAAGAAGUUUAUUAAAGCAAAGCAAUAGGCGAACAGAUAAUUAUUUCGUUGUUGGUGUCCUAGAAUCUUAUGAAUCCGUAGAAAAUUUGUCUUCUGAAAAUAAGAAUGAUUUGAAAUCCAAUGUCGUUGGGUUUGGUCAACUUCAAGCAAUUUACUGCAAAGCCUCAAAAUGGCCAAGAGUUUUUCCACGACCUGUGGUGUCAAAUAUACCCUUCCGUUUACCUUUAUGUUCAAUGACUACUGAUCAAAGUGAUUUGGAAGAAAAUUAUCUUCAGUGUUUAAUCAGUGAGGACUGGCCUAUCUGGGGUCCGAAUACCACUGAUGCAAAUGAGGAUAUAUUGUCACAUUUGUUAUCAUUAAAUACAAAGUCGCUGACUAAGCGCAAGGCAGUUCUGUUACGUCUUUUCGCUCUGGCAGCAAAACUCGAAUCUGACUGGGCUAGCCUCGCAAUCGCUAAUAUGAUGCCAGAUGCAGCGACUGUUCAGCUUGCUAUUAGAUACGCUGGUCGGCUAAGGCGUCAAAACCUCGCACACCGUUUAGCAGGAGUCGCUUUGCAAAAAGAACGCCGUGUAUCAGAAACUGUUGAAGUUGAUGAUUGGGAUGAUAUACCACAGAGUUCAACAUUUAAAGGGAAAUAUAAUAGAGAUCCUACUACGUUCUCAGGUCAUUCCCCGUCAAACAACCGUAUUCAUUCUCCUUCAAAGACUUCAAGACCUACAAAUGAUUCAGAUUAUCAUGAUGUGGCGGAUACUUCGCUUGUUAGUUCAGGAACCGAUGAUGGUCAUACCGAUGUUUCCAUUAAUAAUCUACCUCUAGCAGAUUCCGAGUCUCUGUCUCAUUCUGUGUUGACUCCCUCUUCACGAAAUCCAUUCAAAUCUUCUCAUGAUCCGAAAGAAAUCACACCCCGUUCAAUCGCUCAUGGAACUGAACUCUUAGAUGUUUGGACACCUAAGACGACUGCUACAAACACCAAAGUUUCUCAGAAGCCUAAUGUCAACAAAACUCAAAACAACAAAAAGCGUUCACUCGCCUCAUGUCAACGAUCUAAAUUACCGAAAAUGAAAUCUGUUACUAUAGCAGAGUAAGUUUUUUUCCACACUCAUAUGACUUCCUAUGGUUAUUUUAAAUUUUCAUAUUUAAUCGUUUCUUAUUAUUUAAUUCAAACAUUUUGGUAGCGUUGAUCAAGAAUUCACUGAUUGGUUUGAAGAAAAUCGAGAUACUUUGGAGGAAAGUUAUCCAGAAGUGUCAGUUGAGGAGCUUGUUCGCAUUGGACAGUCUGAAUAUCGUUCCAUAAAAAGUCAAAAAGACGGUGUUUUUGAUGGAAAAGAUAAGAAAAACCUACUACAAAAUAAUGUCAAACGUCCAUUAAGUGAAAAUGAUGAUUUAAUUCAAUGCAACUCCAGUGCUGCAAAGAGAAGACUAUCUGAAUUUGAGAAUGAUGUAUCUAAAAGAAUAUCGUCAUUCGCAUUCUGUCAGAAUUCUUCAAAAUAAUAAAGAUAACAUAUCUAAUUUCAAUUAAAUUAUGUGGCGUCACAUUUGUAUAUUAUGUUUAAACCGGUUUAUUGUAUCAAUUGUUAUAGAGCAAUUUCUUCCUUUAAAAGGUGUAGUUUGUACUAUCAAACCCAUCUCAUAUCUCUAAAUUAUUUUGUUUCAUAAAUUUUUUGUAUACAUUUUUUUACUAGAAAAUGUAAUGCUUACCUUUGCUUAAAUUUGUAUCAUAUAAACUACCAUGAAAUACUGUUAUGAAUUUUCCUAUCAUCUGAUCUUCAAUUUCUGUACACAGUGUUUAUUUAGGUUUAGCACUCAGAGUAAAUCAAUUCUACAAGAAGUGUUACAAACACCUCUAGCUUUUAGCUGUUUCACUCUAUUUUUCCACUAUCAAAUUUCGUCUCCAAUAACUUGUGAUUGUUUCUGGGUAUGUGAAAUGCUUAACUAUUCCAAAAAGUGAGAAAUCGAAGCUUCAGUUCUAAGAAGUAGUGACAUUUGAACUCGUUUUUAAAGAGUACUUACUUCAAAACGUAAUCUUCAGUCGUCGGAAAUUUUGUUUAGUUCUAUUUAAUGGAUCGUAGACUUUUUUCGAUGUGUUAAAUAUAUAAUCAUGGCUGGCAUUCGAUUCGCAACAAAAUGUGACUAUCAGAAUUAUGUAGUUAGCAAUAGACAUUCCAUUGAGAGACAACACAGUUUUAGGUUAUGAGUACUAAUGACAAAUACGAAGCACUAGUUUCUGCCUGG